UGGAGGGGUGGGUGCUCGCUGCACAGCUGGGAAGCCGGGAAGGGGCCCCGCUUGCAGACGCCCCUGGCGGCUCCUUGGUGCUUUUCCUGCCCUUGCUCGCCCCUUUGCUGUAAUUAAACUGGAGGAGGAAAAGGCGGCAGCUGUGCUUCGCAUGCGGCUCCUAACCGCAGGGAGCCCGGCGGCAGCGGCUGUGCGCGGGUGGAGGAAGGAGGAUGCGCCCAGCCCCUGAGUCAGCGCCCAGAGUCAGACUGGCAGCUGCAGAGCGCGGGCGCCCGGGCCGCGCGCGCCAGGGUGCCUCCUAGGGCAGCUGGAGGGAGCGCACAGGGGGCGCAUCUUGGGGCGCGCCGGAGCCUGGCAGCCCGAGGCGGAGGGCGCAGAGCUAACGUACCUCAGGCGCGUCCCUGGGAUGGCCGGGCACAGGGAGAGCGCCCCGCCGGAGGUCUCCUAGGAGCAGCGGGGAGCGCCCACGUGGGGCGCCUCCUAGGGGUGUCCCAGCGAAGGGAGGGCGCUCACGCAGGCCCGUCUCAUUUGGCUGGGGAAGUGCAAGGAAGCGCCCGGCCCUCGCCGCGGGACCAGAGGGCGCGCAACUGGAGGCGCCUCCUAGGGCGCAGGGAGCUGCCGUCGCGGGCACCUCCUCCUGCUCCUGGCCGGCUGGAGCUGGGCAGCCGCCCCCGAGAUGUUCACCCGGGCUGUGAGCAGGCUCAGCAGGAAGCGGCCGCCGUCAGAGAUAAAUGACAGCGAUGGCAAACCAGGCAGCAGCCAACAAACCCUAAAAGGAACCUCAAGAUGGACUACGUCACUAGAGAACCUCCUAGAAGAUCCAGAAGGAGUGAAACGAUUUAGGGAAUUUUUAAAGAAAGAAUUUAGUGAAGAAAAUGUUUUGUUCUGGUUAGCAUGUGAAGAAUUUAAGAAAAUGCAAGACAAGAAACAGAUGCAGGAAAAAGCUAAAGAAAUUUACAUGACUUUCCUGUCCAGUAAAGCUUCCUGCCAAGUCAAUGUUGAAGGACAAUCCCGUUUGAAUGAGACAAUAUUGGAAGAACCUCACCCACUAAUGUUUCAAAAGCUGCAGGACCAGCAGAGGGAUCCAUGCAUAGAUGGGAACAGCCAAAGAAGCAUGAAUUAGAGACAUAUACUAAACCAGGUUCGAGGGGAGUCCUGUUAAUGUGCUACUCAAGAAUGUCUGUAAAUGUUUUAAAACUAAACACAGGACAUCUAGGGAAUGCUGCAGAUUUCCACAGUAUGGAAUGCAACUUUUGUCUGAUUCUGCUACAUAGUACUCCAGCAGCAAUUAUGCUCUUCUCUGGCUUGAAUCCUUAUUAAGUUACAAGGAGUGGUAUAAUUUGCUCCCAUGGGGACAAUCUGAGAUCUGACUGUGUUUAUAAAGUAUACAAGGGCAUAGCUUGAAGGCCAGACUCUGACCUUAUUCAUGGCGAGUAGCAAUUUACUUCUCGAGAAGAUCGAUUGAUUUCACUGGGACUUCUUGUGGGGGUAAGGUUCUAUUAAAUAUUAGUAAAAGAAUCAGUAUUUGGCCCUGUGUAUGUAGUUAUUUGGAUACAACUUCAGGACAAAGGCUGCUAUUUGGUAUGGGGAAGUGGGACUUCAGUGGUUCAUAGAACCCUUGUGAAUUUCAAACUCUUUGCCCAGGUACAUUCACCUGCACUGUGCAGAGAUGCCAAUGAAUCUCAUCCAUUCAGUUUAAAGAGAGAGAAAACUCCCUUUCUGCAUGGCUAUAAAAAAAAGCUCAGCAAUCUGUGUAGUUGUCACACUCCAGGACUGUUACCAACUUGGUUUUG
Messenger RNA from Chrysemys picta bellii (western painted turtle), 1793 nucleotides. RefSeq names its product regulator of G protein signaling 10 (gene RGS10). Gene Ontology annotation, molecular function: GTPase activator activity; G-protein alpha-subunit binding. Lineage: Eukaryota; Metazoa; Chordata; Testudines; Emydidae. Gene Ontology annotation, cellular component: nucleus; plasma membrane; cytoplasm. Gene Ontology annotation, biological process: regulation of G protein-coupled receptor signaling pathway. The record is from RefSeq and is a predicted model, not a curated record.